AUGUUACGAUCAGGUAAAAUUUAUGUUCCUAACAUAGGCUUGAUAUUACAAAAUAGCGUGUUCGGAUAUAUAGUUAGUGGAAAUAUAAAUGAUUCACGGAGAAAUAAUUUAUUGUCUUGUGGGUUAGUAAAUGAUAUUUCAGAGAGUGAAUUGAAAAUGUUUUUCGAACUAGAAGCAUUAGAAAUUAAAGAUGAUCCUUAUUGUCAUGAGAAAGACAAAGCAUUGGAAAUAUUUAAUAAGACAGUUUGUUUUAAAGCUGGUCCCUACGAGGUUACUUUAUCUUGGAAAAGGGACUGGAGGGAAUUAGCUGAUAAUUACCGAGUAGCGGAAAAUAGAUUAAAAACUCUUGUAAAGCGAAUGAAUUAUGACAAAACACUGUUUUCUACAUAUAGUGAAAUAUUAGAUGAUUAUCUCAAGCAAGGCAUCAUUGAAAGAGUCUUAAGAUGGAAACAUACCUAUCGGUAA
Molecule: messenger RNA, 465 nt
Organism: Stegodyphus dumicola
Lineage: Eukaryota; Metazoa; Arthropoda; Arachnida; Araneae; Eresidae
Source: RefSeq, a predicted model, not a curated record